UCCUUUCUGUUUGGUUUGUAAAUCUCGAGGUUGUGGCUUGUCUCUUCCGAUUGAAACUGUUUUGGCUCGAUUGGAGCUCUGAUUUAAUGAGAAUCGUGUUAGAUCUGUGAAUCGUGUUCUUUUUCGGUUUUGAGAUUUUUUAACAUCUUUUUAUAUGCGACUGGGGUAUGGAUUGUUUGGAUUAAUCGAUGUAAACAUUGGAUUUUGGCUUCUGGUUUAGCAUUAUAGGGAUUUUGGGUUGUGUUUGGAGUUUUGUGAUUUGUGGGUUUUGGUUGAAGGUAAAGCUUUUAUCUUCCUAGCUUAGAUUUGUUGAAAGUUAAUAAUCUAUUUGAUGUAAAUUGUCUUGCGCAUUAUAUAUAACAGAUUCUAUACCCAAUUACUAGAUGGGGGGAGAGGGUAUCAGAAUCAUCAAUUCAAGCCCACAUUCUUCGGUAGACUUUGACAAGAUUCUGCUUAGGGUUUGAUAAGAUCCACUCAAGCCACGAGUCUUUAACACUGAUGGAACCAUUCCAUUUUGGGAUAUAAGUUUAUUUGCAAUACAAACAUGUCCCAAUACCAGGGGGAUGAAAUGGAUUACAUGGCAGAUGAUUUUGAAAUGGCGGAAGUGGAUGAUGAUGUGUAUUUCCGUGGUAGAUUCAUGGGUGAUUCAGAGUCUGAUGACGAUGACGAUGAAUACGAUCAUUUGGACAAUAAGAUAACAGAUACAUCUGCUGCAGAUGCUAGGAGAGGAAAGGAUAUCCAGGGAAUUCCUUGGGAGAGACUGAGCAUUUCCCGUGAGAAGUACAGACAAACUAGGCUAGAUCAAUACAAGAACUAUGAAAACAUCCCUCAGUCGGGAGAAGGUUCAGAAAAGGAAUGCAAGCCAACAAAGAAGGGGGAAAUGUAUUAUGAGUUUUGGCGCAAUACAAGAUCUGUGACAUCAACUAUCCUUCAUUUUCAAUUGCGGAACUUGGUUUGGUCAACCACAAAACAUGAUGUCUAUCUUAUGUCACAUUUCUCAAUUGUUCACUGGUCAUCCUUAAGUUGCAAGAAGACUGAAGUUCUUAACGUUUCUGGUCAUGUGGCACCAUGCGAGAAACACCCUGGGAGCCUCUUGGAAGGAUUUACUCAAACUCAAGUUAGUACACUGGCAGUACGCGAUAAGUUGUUGAUUGCUGGAGGGUUCCAGGGAGAACUUAUUUGUAAGCAUUUAGAGCGACCGGGAGUUAUCUUCUGUUACAGAACAACUUAUGAGGAUAAUGCAAUUACAAAUGCAGUUGAGAUUUACGAUUGUGCCAGUGGUGCAGUUCAUUUCAUGGCUUCAAAUAAUGACUGUGGAGUUAGAGAUUUUGACAUGGAGAAAUUCCAGCUUACUAAGCAUUUUAGUUUCCCUUGGCCAGUGAAUCACACCUCACUGAGUCCUGAUGGUAAGCUUGUUACCAUUGUUGGCGACAACCCGGAGGGACUACUAGUAGAUUCUCAAACUGGAAAGACCAUCACGCCUUUGUGUGGACAUUUGGAUUUCUCAUUUGCUUCUGCAUGGCAUCCUGAUGGCCGCAUCUUUGCCACUGGGAAUCAAGACAAGACCUGUCGUAUUUGGGAUGCUAGAAACUUGUCAAAAUCUGUUGCUGUUCUCAAGGGCAACUUAGGAGCCAUUAGAUCAAUUCGUUUUACAGCUGAUGGGCAAUUUAUGGCGAUGGCAGAGCCAGCUGAUUUUGUGCACGUCUAUGAUGUGAAAAAUGGAUUUGACAAAGAGCAGGAGAUUGACUUUUUCGGGGAAAUCUCUGGUGUGUCUUUCAGCCCUGAUACCGAAUCUCUCUUCAUAGGAGUGUGGGAUCGCACCUAUGGAAGCCUCCUCCAGUACAACCGAUGCAGGAAUUACGCAUAUCUGGACUCCUUUCUGUGAUUUAACACGUGUAUACCUAGUCGUGGGUUUGCGCUGGAAAUUUGCAUGCAUGUCCUAUGAAUGUGAGGAUGUUGGAUCCGACGUUAUUGUAAGUGAACAAAGGUGACAUACCUCAUGUUAUGCCAGUGGAAGAGGGUGCUGAGAAAGAGAAUUCAACUUAUUUGUUUCAUGCUAUGGUACAUGGGUUUAAAUAAUGCUGGCGGCAGGGAAGUUGGAAGGCUGGACAUGGGGUGUAAGUUCUAGUCAGGUUUGUAAAAUAAUGGAUAAAAAUGUAGGGAGGCUUGGGAGUGUAUUUGUUUAGGAGAACUGAUCACAGCAUAAUUAAGACUCGGGGUCAUUAUUGUUAAUAACAUUCCCCACACCUUCAACCCC
Manihot esculenta (cassava) is the source of this 2257-nucleotide messenger RNA. RefSeq lists its product as uncharacterized. NCBI's taxonomy places the organism in Eukaryota, Viridiplantae, Streptophyta, Magnoliopsida, Malpighiales, Euphorbiaceae. The transcript is spliced from 10 exons. The coding region runs from base 545 to 1885 and encodes 446 amino acids. Gene Ontology annotation, molecular function: protein binding. The record is from RefSeq and is a predicted model, not a curated record.